Dreissena polymorpha is the source of this 10058-nucleotide messenger RNA. RefSeq lists its product as uncharacterized. The transcript is spliced from 60 exons. Gene Ontology annotation, cellular component: extracellular region; plasma membrane. The record is from RefSeq and is a predicted model, not a curated record. Gene Ontology annotation, molecular function: calcium ion binding; protein binding. Bases 338 to 9115 code for a protein of 2925 amino acids. Lineage: Eukaryota; Metazoa; Mollusca; Bivalvia; Myida; Dreissenidae. Gene Ontology annotation, biological process: homophilic cell-cell adhesion.
AUUAUUUGCGUAUAAUUUAUAACCACUUCUUGUGUGAAAGCAAACAAAGCGAUAAAAUCGACGAUUUAACAACCUAAACGCUAGAAGCGUGUUUGGACUUUAAAUGUUAACAUAAAAGCGACUGCCUAUAAUUACAUUUAAUACGUUUAAUCCGAAAUUUGACAAACAGUUAAGUAUUAUAAGGCUAUGUAGUAUACUAUUAUUUCCAUUUACAGUUGGAUUAAGCGUACUGUGACAGCGAGCGACGUGUGUGGUUUUUAUCGAUCUAAAUUUGUUCUUAAGGAUAAAACGGAUCCUGACAAAUAGUCCUAUCGAUAAUCGUUAUCCUGGUAACAGGAUGAAGCUUGAACUUGUAUCUCUGUGCCUCCUGCUGGCAUCCUUCCGACCCACGGAGCAGACGUUCUUUGGAGAAACUUACUACAACGACCGCUACGGCGCACAGGGAAUUUCCUACGAUGCAGAUGAUCGGACGUCUGGACUGUGGUCGGACGAAGGCUCACUCCGUAGCAACUACCUAAUGCUCGACUCGUUCUUUGAUGGAGAUGCAGUUUGCUCGGGUUGCACGUGUGAUGAUGCUAACAACAACAUCACGGAAUGCACGGGGAAUACGGUAGUGCUAAAAGGGAAGACGUUCUAUAACAUCACAGCAGGCGUGUUCUCCGAAACAACGACGAGCAUACGGAUAUUUAACUGUCCUAAUUUCGAGUUAUUCGAAGAACGGACCUUUGAGAAUCUAACGAAUUUGGUCGAAUUGAUAGUCCAAGCAACAGCCUUAAACCACGUGCCCGACCUUUCAGCGACUAAGGUCACAAAAGUGAAUUUAGCAGGGAAUAAAAUCAAGAUAGACACUGAGAAUCAUAGAGGCUGGAAAUGGCCGUCUACAAUUAAGUAUCUGGCAUUAAUGGACAACAAAAUGCAUUGGAUCCCACCGAAGUUUGUAGACGGACCAAAUCUGCGGAUUGCGAGUUUCGCCAAUAACGAACUACUUCAAAUUCACCCGAACAUUUUCGGCGACACUUCCGCCUUGGUAUACUUGGGUAUGGAUGGUAACAAGAUCACGCGGAUAUCUCGUAUGAGUGUGGCACCCAUAGCAAAGUCUAACUUCCUUCACCUCAAUAUAAGCAACAAUUUGAUCGAAUACAUCCAAGGUGGUACAUUCAAUCAGUUUCCAGCUCUGAAAAUACUGGAGGUUCACCAGAACUAUCUGCCGACUAUCAAUCAGGACGUGUUCUGGAACAUACCUACUCUUUUACACUUGGAUCUGCACAACAACGACAUAUCCGCGCUCCCCAGCCGCAGUUUUGAGAACCUCCCGAAGCUCGUGGAGCUACGUCUACACUCGCAGAAAACUAAGAUGAAGUCCAUCGCCCACGAAGCCUGGUCAAACAUCGGAGCCGAGCUUAAAUAUUUGUUUGUGAGCGAGAACGAGUUGCAGACGUUCCCACACCAGGUCAUGGAAGAAGGAUACUAUCCGAAACUGGAAAUCAUAUUUGCCGAUAACAACGGUAUCAGAAACGCAACUGAGUAUGGCGAGGAAGCGUUCCUGACCUCACAGAAGUACCUCUGGGCGCAGAAAAGACGCAGCUUUCACUUCGCAUUCACCACGUACCCAGCUUUAAAUACCCUAUACCUUCAUGGUAACUUUAUCACAGAUAUCGAGAACGAUGAUUUCUGUAACAUGACCAACCUACAGAACCUGUUCCUCGGCGGCAAUUACUUGACGGAGGAGAAGAUCGACAAAGAUGCCUUCAAAUGCCUCCCUGUCCUUGACUAUUUACAUAUGGGAAGCAACUUUAUCCAGUAUAUACCUGAUGCCGUGAAGACUAGUGCCGUGUUACCGGCCCUGACAAAACUCAUUCUGAUCAACAACAAGAUAACGUUUAUCAAAUCCGGAACCUUCAAAAACCUAACGACAUUGUCAGAACUGGAACUUUCCGGAAAUGGGAUUAUCGCGGUUGAGAAUGAUGCUUUUAAUGAUAACAUUGCCAUUAUUCUCCUUGACAACAACGAGUUCCGGUUUACCCACAAGUACCCGUUCAGUAACCUUGGCAGACUGGUUAAGCUGCAUCUCAGCAACAACAAGAUCGACUACAUUCCGCCAAUGGCCUUCCAGAAUUGUACCUCGCUCCUAGAAAUUCAGCUGGCGUUCAACACCAUUCCACAGAUCCUGAAGUCUCACUUCCAGAACUGCCCUCUGGCGGGUGACAUUCUACUAAACAACAACGACAUAGGCUACAUCGAGGACGGCACGUUUGAUCACGUCACUGUGAUGACUCGAUUCUCGGUCGCAUACAACAAACUGACCCGCCUUCCAAACGCCGGAGACUUCGCAGAUUUGUCAAUCGUCAAUGCAGGCGACAAUGGUCAGGGAGUGAUGGACUUCAGUAAUAAUAGGCUGGUCAUACUGGAGAGCAAUACCUUCGAACGUUUGAACGUCGCUGAGUAUUUUGAUAUUCGCAACAACAAAAUUACCCGGAUCAACACCCUAGCGUUCAAUGGUUUGACUACGAAAUACCUCAAUUUGCAAGGAAAUCCAGUUCGGGAUCUUCACUGGAAGUCGUUUUCGGACGUUACUUUAUCGGAAACUAUGUACUUGAACGAACUCAAUUUUACAACAAUUCCAACAUACGCUUUCUACGACGUCUCAGCAAGAUCACUCCGUCUUGAUAAUGGGGCAGUUGAUACGGUUGAGAGAAAUGCCUUCUACGACGUGGUUAUUUCAGAAGAAAUGACUCUCGCGGAUAACCAUAUUUCGAUCCAACCGGUGCCGAUGUUCGGAGGGACUUCCAGUGUCGGCGAGUUUUUCCGUAUGACAAACAACAAUCUUUCGGCCCUUAGCAGCGAUGCCUUCAACAACGCCAACCUGAACAAGAUCGAUCUGUCCAACAACGACCUUGAUAUAUAUCCCAGCGCGCUUCUGUCACAGAAUCCAAACACAAUUGUGGUAAGCAAUAACGGGAUGUCGCAGAUUAACGAUGGUGCAUUCGUGGGGCAAACUAAUCUGGAGACGCUAACAAUGUCGUCAAACGACAUUCCCGAAAUUCAAAAGAAUUUGUUUGCUAACCUAACUGGAAUGAAAUAUUUACAUCUGGAUAAUAACAAGAUUGCCACCAUCGACGAGACAGCGUUUGACAACAUGGCCCAGUUACUGGAAUUGUAUCUACAGAACAACGAGUUGACGCACAUGCACGACUUCCUGACGCAGCCGAUCACGACUAUCGAUUUGACCAACAAUAAAAUUGAAACGUUUGGCAUCGAUGCGUUCUCGCUGCUUGCAAGUCUUGAGUCAUUAAAACUAACCGGAAACCCGUUGGCGUGCCAAUGUCAGACAGUGUCCACCAUGAACGACGUACACGAAGCGCUGCUGGGCGCAGUCUGCUCCUCGCCGUCUCUCGCGUAUGGCGUCACGUUCGACGAGUCGACUUCAAAAACCCCAACGUAUUACACAAACGUCAACGCUUCCAUGUUUCAAUGCUCUGCAGAGAGUUUGUCUGUUUCGGAUAUCACAGGCACGGAAUUCAAAGUUAGCUGGAACCAACCCGCGAACAUUUUCUACCAGCCAAACGCAACAUUCGGAGUUUCACCGCCGAUUCAGGGCGAAAUCGAGUACCAGCUCACGUGUGUCAGUAGCACAGCAGCGACUGUGUCUGAUACAAAAAAAGAUUCGGACGCCAGUUCCGGUUCAACUUCGUUCUCGCUCACUUUAUCUACUGGCGUGGUAGCCGGUACGAUUUACGAGUGCUCCAUCAAACUGGCGUACAGCGGCUACACGAGCGCUAAGAGCAUCCCGGUAACACUUGUCACCCCGGACUCAACGAUCCCCGGGACCGCCGGACCCCAGGACGUGAUAUUAGAUGUCAUGCACUACGACUUCAGCAAGACUAAUCCAGACUUCGCCGACAUCCUGUAUCCGUCAAUCAAAAACCCCAGCUACGUCGCGUCACCUUAUGGGGCGUGGUUAUCGAUCUCGAACACGCCCACGAGUGAUUCGUUUUCCAAAUGGUACCGAUCAAACCCAACGGUCAACUAUGCACUUAACAAUACGUUGAUUCUUGCACAUCAGUCCGGCACCAUCAAAAGGUUUUGGUCGGAUGAGUUCUUCCCAGUAGAUGGCAGCGGGUUUUCAGCAGAGCAACAGAAAGACUGCACAGGAACAUACCACAACUUUGGUUUUACGACCGCCGUUCGCACCGGUAUCAAGUUUGCUGGCACCGAGAAGAUUACUCUGGGAGGGGGCGAGGCACUGUGGCUCUUCAUCAAUAAGGUCAAGGUCAUAGAUUUCGUCUCGACCGGCCAGAACUCAAAGGAAUGCUUCUACCUCGACCUGUCCCCGGCCGCUACUAAAGGGGGCGGAACUAUUCAGCCCAAGGUGGGGGUGUUAUCGGCUGCAGGGUCCUGUGGCACAUUGGUGAACACGACGUAUUCCAUUGCUACAGAGCUGCUGGUAGGUGAGAUCUAUCACUUCGACCUAUUCCACGCGGAGACAAGGCGCUGCACCUCCCACUUCCUGUUCCAAGUCGAGGGAACGACCUUCAGUCAGUCGCCCCAGACCGAACUACCUCUGGACUACAAGGUUUCAAUCGCAGAGGAUUUUUUCAUAAAUGAUAUCUUGACAAACGUUAACCUGAAUGACGCGUUUGCUGUUGGGCCGUACACCAUCACAUUAUAUGCAGGAAACGAAAACCGGCUUUUUGAGUUCAAGUCAAACAUUCCUGCCAACGCAUUCACACCCCCUGUACAGCCUGCUCCCAACUACACAACAAUCGUUGACCAAGAUAACAACACUGUCCAAUUCUUAGAAUGCUCCACUGUGUUUACGCCCACAUGGAGCAACGCCACUACCGAUGAGACGUUUCCUAUCUCAACGCCAGUAGCUCUAUUCACUCUCAAAGACAAGCUGGAUUAUGAAACAACAAAGGAUUACUACUUUUUGUUGAAUGUUGUGGACACGGGGACAAGUCUUACUGGGUCAAUAGCAAUCAGGGUAGCGAUAACGGAUGUGAACGACAACUGUCCCGUUAUGUCCCCGCUUACAGUUGUGCUGACGCCACUUCCGGUCCUAGUGACAAACGAUCUUGUCACCUUCACCUCCAGCGACACGGACAGUGGUGACAACAGCGACAUCCGUUAUAUCGUUUCAAAAGUGAUUCCCGACCCACCAGUCGAUUACAACAGCUCAAUGGAACUUUACGAUGACGUCUAUCUCAACUACACGACGCUGCAGUUCCAAGUGAUCGCCAUUGACAACGGAACCGUACCGCGCGGAGACGUCGCGUCCGUUAACGUCACCGUGAGCAACACGUGCGUCAUGGACGUCCUGUUUGGCGACAUCAAGUACAUCUUUGCGGUGGAUAAGGUCACUGGAGGCAUGACGCUGAGGAUUCCGAAAUACUACGUAGUUGAUUUCCCGUGCGACAGAGAGCUCGGUCUAACAAAGGGAAUGGUACUGGACAACAUGAUGUCGGCGUCGUCUUCUUUAGAUGACCACUCCACGGGACCUGGACGGGGUCGCGUUAACAGCACAGCAAACGUCUACAGCGAACUCGCCGGCGCCUGGGUUGCCGGCGUUGCCGACACGAACCAGUACCUGGAGGUUGACAUGGGGCUGCCUUACAAGUUUACCAAGGUACACAUCCAGGGCCGUGACGACGCCGACGAAUGGAUCACCUCAUUCAAGUUCUUCUACUACAGCGAUAGCACAAGCUCCUGGGAUGAGUACACCAAUGCGGCAGGACAAAACAUAUUGCUGGGAACAACCGAUAGAGACGCAAUCAACAUAGUGUUGUUUGAUCCGCCAGUAUUGAGCAACAAAAUACGAGUAAAUCCUCAGACGUGGCAGGGAGGCAACGUGUCUCUGCGCAUGGAGCUGUCCGGGUGUCAACAAGCGGAACAGCUCUACUACGACGUCAGCUGCGUGCGUUGCGAGGCGACGAACUACUGCGAGGGGGAGGGAGGUCAGAAGCCUUGCGGGCGCUGUGACCCGUAUAACCCGACUUCAACCUGUGGCCGCAACCCCGUGGAACAUUCGUUCGGUCACUCCUCGGAAUGCUCGCCGUGCCCAGAUGGAUGGAUCUGCAAGGACGGCUACGCUACGAUCUGCGAUGAGUUCAUGUAUGCGGAGUGUAACGCCACCUGGUGCCCGGACUCAUGCGCGCAGUGUCAGCCUGGCUGGGCCUGUUACGAUGGACGCCGCACACAGUGUACUCCGGGGUACUAUUCGGAUGGCUUCAUGGACCAAUGCAAGGCCUGCGUCCCGGGGACAUUCAAUAACAUCACUGGCGCCUCCAGCUGUCAGAACUGUCCAUCCGGAUACUAUAGCGGAAGUGCCAUGACGCAGUGCGCGGUGUGCCAACCGGAAGAGUAUGCGCUUAAUGACGGGGCCGGCUGCAUCGCCUGCUCAGGCGUGGGGCAGUGCCCGUGUAUGACCUUUGACAAGUGCUUUAACGGAAUCGGCUGUUACAACAAGGGUAGCGGUACAUACGCAUGUCUGCCGUGCCCGGAUGGAUACAAAGUAGACGGGGAGUCGUGCACGGACAUUGACGAGUGCUACGAACACAACCCGUGCUUCAACUCCCGCUGCGUGAACACGGUGCCUGGUUUCCAGUGCUUGGAGUGCCCCCAGGGCUACUCGGGUACGUACGAGGACGCGUACGCCUGGGACGUGCAUCAGCGCGUCUUCAUCUGGCAGAACUUCGUGCGCUCCAACUUCUCAAAUCAGAGCUGCGACGACAUCGACGAGUGCGCUGUAAAUAAUGGCGGAUGUGACCCCAGGAUGCCAUGUGUGAACACAGCUGGAAGCUACUAUUGUGAUUUCUGCGAGACGGGCUACAUCGGGACAAACAAAAGCGGCUGUUACUUAGACAACUUCUGUAUUUCUGGAGCGCAUAAUUGCAUCGCAGAGGCGGACUGUAUUUAUCUCGGCCCGGCGCAAUUCCGCUGUGUGUGCAAGCCAGGCUACGCUGGUAACGGCAAGGUGUGUGGGCUGGACAGCGACAAUGACGGCCACCCGGACCGGGGCGUCUCCUGUCUAGAUUGGGGAUGCAGAAGGGACAACUGCCCGGCCGUCUCCAACAGCAAUCAGGAAGAUACGGCCAAUGAUAACAAGGGAGACAACUGUGACAGCGAUGACGACAACGACGGAAGAUACGACUGGCUUGAUAACUGUCAGUACGUCUCAAACUGGAACCAGGCCGACGGAGACGGUGACGAAAUCGGCGACGCCUGUGACAACUGCCCUAGCAUGGCCAACGCUGACCAGCUGGAUACCGACGACGACGGAAUGGGGAAUGCGUGUGAUACAGAUGACGACGGCGAUGGAGUACUCGACGCGAAUGACAACUGCCCACUGGUCAGCAACCCCGGACAACAAAACUCGGACUCGGACACAGUUGGUGACGCUUGUGACAACUGUGUGAGCGUUGCUAAUAGUCCGACGUUGGGUGUUCAGUUAGAUCUUGACCAAAACGGAUACGGCGAUGCGUGCGACUCUAUUGGAGGAACAAAUAAAGACGAGGAUGGUGAUGGCGUUUUGGAUUUUGACGAUAACUGUCCAAAUUAUCCAAAUGGAGACCAGUCCGAUAUUGAUUCGGACAAAGCAGGAGACCUGUGCGAUGACGACAUGGAUGCUGACACUGUCGUUAACGGCCUUGACAACUGCCCGUACCUUAGCAACGCCGACCAGACGGACGUCGACGGCAACGGUGUGGGAGAUAUUUGUGAGGAGGAUUCCGACGGCGACACCGUUGUCGAUAAGAACGAUACAUGCCCGAACAACCCUGCGAUGAGCGUGACCACCUUUAAGAAACACUUCAUAGUAGAUCUGGACCCGGCUGACGGACUGGAUGCUCCCAACUGGGAAGUGAAAGACAACGGAGCGGAAGUGCAGCAGAUGCGCUACACCAGUAAACCGACGAUGCUUAUCAGCGAGCAGUCUUACGGUGCGAUUGUGUACGCUGGUACCUGGUUUACAACGGAACCGUAUGCCAGUGAGUAUUUUGGCGCCAUUUUUGGUUACGUCAGCAACAGGAAGUUCUACGCUGUCAUGUGGAAGGGAAAUCACUACAACUAUGGCAGUACGACGUGGAAAGCAGGAAUAACUGGCAUCCAGUUAAAGCUGGUUGACUCAACUUCCGGUCCCGGUUCCGCAUUGAAGGAGGCUCUGUGGCACUCAUCGGACACUGUGGGCCAGGUGACCCUGUUGUGGCAGGACCCUGACCUCCAGGAAUGGAAACCGCAAUUAUCAUACAGGUGGUUCAUCACCCACCAGCCCUCCACGGGAUAUAUCAACAUCAAGGUAUAUCGCGGACCCACCCUGAUGGUAGACUCCGGGGCUCUGUACGACGGUUCGAUCACAGGAGGCCGUGUGGGCGUGGUACAAUUCGGAAACUUUCCUGUCAUCUACUCGAACCUGAGGGUCGAGUGCCAAGACCAUAUUAACAUGGCGCUUCACUUUGACGGCAUCGACGAUUUUGUCACUCUGGAGUCAGUAGCGGAGAUGGAAGUUGAGGAGAGUUUCACGAUCGAGACGUGGAUGAAGCUAGACGCUGGCUACACGGCCGGACCAUAUCCGAUACUGUGCACAUCUAACGGGACGUUUUGUCUCUGGGUGGAGGGAGGAAAGGUGCGCGGCCAGUACGGGGAGCAGAAUAUCACGUCCGGUUCCACUUUGACGGCUAAUAAGUGGUAUAACGUCAUGUUCCGCAGCAGUAUUGAAGAUGAGGCGCUCGCUAUAUUCAUAGACGGAGUUUUAGACGCGACACAGACGCAAGUACCGAUGGUCAACUGGACAAUAACCGAAUACACACACGACCUAACCUUAUACAUUGGCAAGAAGAAUGCUACCUUCUUCAAAGGAUCUAUAGAUGAGUUGCGUCUGUACUCGGUGGCAAUUCCUGACGCAGACAUUAGUUCCCAUAUCGGACUGGUGACGCUCCAGCGGCCCAUCUGGAAGGACUAUGGCGUGCUCCACUUCCGCAUGGAGGACUCCGUUGCUAAUGACUCCCUUGCGAACUCUGGGAGGUUCGCGGGAAUGUCCGUACGAUCCGGCGGAGAUUUUGUAACGAGCUUCCAGCAAUACCAUCAGUUCAAGCUCACGUACCCCAACAACAAGAGAUAAAGACAAUAUACGAGACAAGACACGUCAUGAGAUUAGUGCUGGCUAUAUCAGCAUUUGAGUCGCGUUCUGAGAAAACUGGGCAUAAUGCAUGUGCGUAACGUGUCGUUCCAGAUUAGCCUGUGCAGUUCGCACAGGCUAAUCAGGGAAGACACUUUCCGCUUUUAUGGUAUUUUUCGUUUAACGGAAGUCUCUUCUGCACGAAAAUCCAGUUAAGGCGGAAAGUGUCGUCUCUGAAUAACCUGUGUGGACUGCACAGGCGAAUCUAGGACGACACUUUACGCACAUGCAUUAUGCCCAGUUUUCUAAGAACGCGACUCAUUUGUAAAUGUUUCUGUGGUAAUUUGCAAAGCCACGAGUGGAGAAGAGAUUGUAAUAUUUGUCAACCUGUUUUUAAUGUGAAAAAUGAUUAACAUAUAGUGCAUGGGCGUACACAGAUUUAUUGUUAUAUAUUGCACUAAAGGCAGUUGACAAUGUUCAAACUUAAUAGUUCGUUCAGCUUUUUAAAUUUUGUAUGACUAACAUAUUUAAAUAUUUCAAAUGCUUUAACACUCUGUGCUUUUCUAAUAGAUGAUAUGUAGUAUUUAGGCAAUCUUAAAAAUGAAUUCCAUAUUUAUAUUUAGUCCUAAUCACGAGCUUCAUUGUUCAUCAUAGUUUUAUGUUACUAGUUAAUGUCUUAAUUAUAUGAAUUCGAUAAUAUCUAUAACUAUACUACUGUUGCAUCUUUAUGUUGUGUUUUUUAAUUUUUCGUUGACGACUGUGAUAUUUUUUAUAACCGCAUUUCUUAUACUUAUGUUCUUAUAUAGUAUUUUGCAGGUCAAAAUAUUUACAUAUAUAUUGUAUAUAGUCUGUUGAAACUUGUAACAUUAAAUUUAUUUUAACAAAAUCGCAUUUCUUUGUAUUUAUUUUUGCAAUGUCUGUUACAAAACUGAAAUCAUAUUUCAAA